GACGCCUCCGCCCCCUUGCUGAUGCUAGCAAGUCAUGCGGCCUACUCCACUGUUUGGAUUCGGGGCUUGUUGGACAGCAGGCGGGGCAGACAUGGAAGACAAGUGGAAGUGUGUGUAUAGUCUUUGAGAAACAAUGCAGCUGACUUAAACACUCAGCAACUUGCAUUCGUUCGUGUGCAGCUAGCGACUCAAGAUUGGCGGCUUUGCACUUCCUCCGCCCGGAAGACAUGGAGCUCUCUUCGGAGGGAGAGGCGGCGGAACACAGGCGGGAGCUCUGGAAGCUGCUGUCCAGCCUGAAGACCACCGUGGAGGGCCUCCUGUCCACAAACAACCCCAAUGUUUGGUCCCGCUAUGGCGGCCUGCAGCGCCUGCACAAGGACAUGAACAACAUUCUCAGCCAUGGACUGAAGAACAAGCAGGUGUACUACAAGCAGAGAGACUACUGGCCGUUUGUGUGGUGUGUUCGUCGCAUCCGCCCGCACCUCGCCUCCCAUGUUGAACAGUUCAGUCAACUGGAGCCGGUACUGAGCAGCAGGGUGCAGAGUGGCGGUGAGAGCUACAAGGCAGAGCGCUGGUUGCUUCACAGCUUGCAGGUCCACAUGCUGUCAGCGCAGCUCAAACCUCUGCUCAGGCACGUGGGGCACACGAGAAAAUACUACCACGAUGAGGCCUUCCUCCUCAGUGAGCCACACGUCACCGCCAUGUUCCAGUGUCUGGAAGCCGUGGAGCAGAAUAACCCCAAACUGCUGGCCCAGAUAGACACAGUCGGGCUGUCCCCUCUGAAGAACCCGCCGUGCCUCGGCCUGUUGAAGAGCCAGAGCCUGUGUGUGUUGCCGGGGGCCGGCGGGGCAUGGAGACGUGCAGACUCCGCACCGGCAGAAGAAUCUCUAAACCGGAGGCUCACCACAUCCCACUGCUCUCUCCGAGAUGUGACCGCCACCACCAACGGGAACAUGGCAGCAGUCGGCUCCCCGAACAGCAACAGCACAAAUUCUACCUCAUCAGCCAGCAGCUUGGGUGCUCCCUGGGUGUGCGUGACCAGUCCGGAGGAGAGCGAAGGGGGUGUGACGCCCCCUCCUGGACACGCAUCCAUACCCUCCAUCUCGCUUUCCGAAUCUCCCUCGCCCUCCUCCCCUCAGCCUGACACGGGCGAUUCAGGCGACUGUGACUAUGACGAUGGUCCAGAGUACCUGGCCAUCGGUAACCUGGGCCAACGCAGCCGCCGCAGCACUCAAAGCUCCACGCAGAGCAGUGAGCCCAGCGAGAGCAAGGACCCGUCCAUGCUGGGAUGUUCUCAGGCUCCACCCGCGCCCAGGCGCUCAUCUUUUUCAGAGGGGCAGAGAGGGCCGGCUCGAAGCUCCCGGGGGCACACCCGUUCGUUUUCCGACACAGGCCUUACCCAAAAACUCAGGAAAGGAGCGGCUCACCGGAAAAUCACCAUAAUAAUAGAGGAUCCGGUAGCAGAAUCGACGGGCGAUGACUGCUGCAUGAAGGAGUACAACCCUUUCUCACCUCAACGCAGUGAUGCCAGCACGCCCGCUUCCCGUUACAUGGAGUCUCAUGGGUCCCAGUACAGCAGGGCUUCAGAUGGCUUGUUCAGGAAGCCGUCAGAGGGCCAGAGCCUCAUCAGCUACCUGUCAGAGCAGGACUUUGGCAGCUGCGCUGACCUUGAAAAGGAGAACGCUCAUUUCAGCAUCUGCGAGUCGCUCAUUGCCGCCAUCGAGCUGAUGAAGUACAACUUGCGGCAUCAGCAGCAGGAGGGCGAGGAAGAAGGAGACAGUGACUCUGAGAUCCAGCAGCUCAAGCAGAAGAUCCGCCUGCGAAGGCAGCAGAUCCGCCGCAACCGCCUGCCGCCCUGCACGGCCUCCCAGCACAUUUUCCACUCGAUUGAUAGCGGCGGCUCGAGAAGGAGCUCCCAGGACUCCCUUCACGGCCUCUCUGACUCUGACUCCGCUGAGGAGGUGGAGGAGUGUGAACUACGAGAUGGCUGUGAGGGUCAGUCCCUGCUGGCGAUCUCUCAGAACGGCCUCUCCCUGUCACUUGCCUCCCUUUUCUCAGAAGCAGACAUCAAGCGGAGUGUAAGCUCCAGUAGCAGGUCUUUUCUGAGCUCAGAGUCCAUCUCCACCUCCUUCCUUCAGUCCAACUCGGCCGAGUCCGUCGCCAUGGGUUUGCUCCGACAGUUUGAGGGCAUGCAGCUCCCCGCUGCCUCCGAGCUUGACUGGCUGGUUCCUGAACAGGACGCCCCACAGAAGCUGCUGCCUAUCCCAGACUCUCUGCCCAUCUCCCCCGAUGACGGGGAACACGCAGACAUCUAUAAGCUACGAAUUCGCGUACGAGGGAACCUGGAGUGGGCGCCGCCACGGCCGCAGAUCAUCUUCAACGUUCACCCGCCGCCCAAGAGGAAGAUAAUAGUGGCUAAACAGAAUUAUCGCUGUGCUGGCUGCGGCACCCGCGUUGACCCAGACUAUAUUAAGAGACUGCGCUACUGCGAGUACAUCGGCCGUUACUUCUGCCAGUGCUGCCACGAGAACGCCCAGGCUGUGGUUCCCGGUCGCAUUCUGAUGAAGUGGGACUUUGGCAAAUACUAUGUGAGCAACUUUGCCCGUGACUUGCUGAGCAAGAUCGCCAGCGACCCGCUCUUCAACCCGAAUGACAUCAAUAGCGGCCUCUACAAGAAGGUGAAAGCGCUGGAGUCCGUCCGGGUUUUAAGGAUGCAGCUGUUUCAUAUGAAAAAUCUCUUCAAGACCUGUCGCUUUGCAAAUGAGGUUCUUGAGCACUUCGACAGCCUUCCUGGUCACCUGACAGAGGACCUUCACCUGUUUUCCCUAAAUGACCUCACGUCUGUGCGCAAUGGGGAAUUGGCCCCCCGAAUGAAGGAGCUGCUUAAACUGGGCACCAUGCACGUAGCAGGCUGUGUGCUGUGCCAGGCGAAAGGCUUCGUGUGCGAGUUCUGCGGCAACGACAAAGACAUCAUCUUCCCCUUCCAACUGAGCAAGUGCCAGCGCUGCGAAGAGUGCCACGCGUGUUACCACCGCGCCUGCUUCAAGGCCAGCAUGGCCUGCCCUCGAUGUCGGCGGCUGGCGGAGCGCCGAGAGAGGAUGGCGCGCAGGAACAUGGAAGAGCAAGAGGACAAGGGGGGCGGAACGUAGCAUGGAGGCAAGAAGAAGACGACGACAAAGAAGAAGAGCACAAUGCGACCAUGAUUGUAACGACUCCGUUCCUGAUUUGCUAUGUCAAACUAACUGCUGUUUGCAGCAAGUGUUUUCUGUUAGCACCUUUCACUCUAGCACUUAACACUGGAGAACGUGUCCAAUGUGGAGGUGGGUGGGUGGGUGGGUGGGGGUGCCUCAGGCAGCUUUCUGCCAUGUCAGGUGAGACCAGUGUUCAUUCCUCUAAUAUGGAGGCAAGCCAUGUUGCAGCUCCGCACAACAGAAAGCCAAAGAUUGUUCACUUUUAUUGGCACUUAACUUGUCUCCUUUUAGCGGUAAGAAGACUCGUACUUGACAGCUAAUCAAAUAACCAGGUUGGAUGUUUGUCUUUUUUUUUUUUUAUUUAUACCGUAAAUGCUCUAAUUAUAGCUAGAGGUGUUUAUUGACCUUAACCGCAAAGGAAACCCAUCGUCUCUAAAAACAUCAUUUGUAAACUGUAAUCAUGAUGGGGAGUGCAUGAGAAAGCGAAACUCUAUCAUUGACCGCAUGGUCAUUUAUUCAAAAGUUCUAUUGCACAACACAGAACCAGUGUUGUAAUAACAGAUGAGUUGAUUGUAAGCGGCAGCAUUUUAAAGCGCAUGCAGAGGCAGGUAACAACCACUCGCGAUACUUCAAGUGCAGCUACUGCCAUCUUGUGGCGUUAAUAAAAAACACAUCAGGGAGGUUGCCUACAGCCGCAGCUGUCGACGCCUACGUUUUGUGUGGUUAAUUGAAUAGAGGCGUUAAUUGGAGCAUUUACGGGAAUUAACUUCUGGCAACUGUUGCAUUUUGGAAAUUGUGUGAUUUUGGUUUAAAAUGGCUCAAUUGCUUUUUUUAUGUUAAAAAAAUUUUAUGACUGAUUUUCAAUGUACAUUCUUGCCAAUUAUUGUUUUAAUUGAGCCUUUUUUUAAAGCUGUUUUAGCCACAGAGACACUCAACCAAAACAUUUUGCAGCGCUAGCUACCAGGCUUAAACUGCAGAGCUACAGACGUGCAACGAGCAGGUGAGUUCAUGAUCGCGGCGGUGCGAGCGUUAGGACCGAGUUAGCGGCUGCGCUACAGCCAGGCCGGUGUCAAAGCUAGCCAUGCCUUGUAUGAAUGCAGUGAUGUCAGAUUGAAGCGUUUACAGCACUUCCACCUUUUUCUCUGAUGUUGCCUGAUUAACCUUGCUGGAGAAAUUCCAGUUCUUUGCACUGAUGUUUGGGAAAGGGAGGGGGAAUGCCACUCUGCUGGGUUCUUUAGUUUUUUUUAAUAUAUUCACUGUUGACACUUGCGUCACUCGCACAGCGGUAUGGAGACGUACGGUACCAUCUAGGCUACACGUCAUCCAUUGCAGUCCUGCAUCCAAAAACUCUCAGCAUAAAUCCAGACUUGUACUUUUCAGUCAGCGGUGACAUGCUCACAAGGUGCAUCAUUUUACAGCUGCGCUUACAGGCUUUAGUUGUAAGUAACAAGCGACCAAGUCCCUAAAACGCGCGCACACAUCAACAUUCUUUUACUGGUCAGCAUACACUUUGUGGCUUUAUAGUGUUGAUAUGAUUUAAAGUGCACUGCAGGCAAAGGUAUUUUCUUUUAUGGACAUUUAAAUUGUUAUAAAAAUGAUUAUUUGUUAUUUUGUUGUGUAAUUCUAUUGACAAUAAAAGACUGGCCAGACUGUUAAUGAGGGAUGGUCGUUGAAUUUAAGUCACGUUUCUUUAUACACUUUUAGGCAUUAGUCCAUCAGUACGCUUAUGUUAUCAUGGAAACUCCCACACUAGAAACAGGUGCACUUAUUUAUUCAUCACCAUUUUUUUGUCAAUGCAUAACUCAUGUUGCGCACACACAAUGGGUCUAGUUCAUGUUCAACCCAAAAGCUCCCAUGCUGCCAUCUAGUGGAUGUAAUCUGCUGAGAAUGUUUUUUAAUUAAAAGAUUUGGUUUGGUUUGGUUUAGUUUAUUUGAACAUGAAGGUUACAAUGGAAUACAUCUCAUGACUCUUUUUUUUUUCUUCACAGUUCUACAUGUCCAAAAGGAGUAGGAAGAAGCAAAGCUUAUUUAAUCCUACCCCCCUUCCAAUCUACAUCUUGUACAGUACAUGUUCACUUCCUGCAUUCCAUGUCAUGUUUUCAGUGAUAGUCAGGAUAACACAUAAUAGAUAACGGUGAGAUAGCCCUCCCCCCAAAAAAAGAAAAAUAAAUUUAUAUAUAUAUAUAUAUAUAUAUAUAGAUAUAUAUAUAUACAUAUACAUAUACAUUAAUAAUAAUAAUAAUGACAAUACUAAAUAAAUAAAUAAAAAAGAACAAAGCUUUUUUCUUUUUUUUUUAAACAAAACAAAGAAAAAUAAUUUUAAAAAAAAAUAAAUAAAAUAAAAUAACAAACCUGAUAGACCAAUCAGGACUCUUUUGCCUUGUAUUUAGCAAACAUCAACUGCAUGUAUUGUUUUUUGAAUUUGCUCAUCUCUGUACUUUGUUUGAGUUCUUUACUCAAUCCGUUCCAUAGUUUAAUUCCACACACGGAAAUGCUGUGGGUUUUCAGCGUAGUUCUCCCAUAUAAAUGUUUUUGUUUAAUAUUCCUCUAAGAUCAUAUUUCUCCUCUCUGAUUGAGAAAUACUGUAUGAGGUUUUUGGGUAACGAGUUGUUAUUAACUUUAUGCAUUAUUCUAGCGGUUUGAAAGUGUACUAAAUCUGCGAAUUUUAAUAUCUGUGAUUUUAAAAAUAAAGGGUUUGUAUGUUCU
This is a messenger RNA of Dunckerocampus dactyliophorus (ringed pipefish), 5897 nucleotides long. It is a transcript of the gene rubcn, whose product is annotated as rubicon autophagy regulator. Gene Ontology annotation, biological process: negative regulation of autophagosome maturation; negative regulation of endocytosis. Gene Ontology annotation, cellular component: late endosome; early endosome. Gene Ontology annotation, molecular function: phosphatidylinositol phosphate binding. NCBI's taxonomy places the organism in Eukaryota, Metazoa, Chordata, Actinopteri, Syngnathiformes, Syngnathidae. Bases 228 to 3149 code for a protein of 973 amino acids. The transcript is spliced from 22 exons. The record is from RefSeq and is a predicted model, not a curated record.